Lates calcarifer (barramundi perch) is the source of this 2286-nucleotide messenger RNA. It is a transcript of the gene rcor1, whose product is annotated as REST corepressor 1. Gene Ontology annotation, biological process: regulation of transcription by RNA polymerase II; negative regulation of DNA-templated transcription. Gene Ontology annotation, molecular function: transcription corepressor activity. The record is from RefSeq and is a predicted model, not a curated record. Gene Ontology annotation, cellular component: transcription regulator complex; histone deacetylase complex. NCBI's taxonomy places the organism in Eukaryota, Metazoa, Chordata, Actinopteri, Centropomidae. The transcript has 13 exons. The coding region runs from base 479 to 1861 and encodes 460 amino acids.
CCCCGCCCCCCUAUCCCCCCUCCGCCCCCCUUCUCUCCUCCUGCUCUGAUCGAUGAGCCUCUCACAGUUUGAUCUCUGAUCAGUUGUAUCGGUUCUGUAUCGGUAGCUGUUGUUGUGUCGGGUUCUGUUCUCGGUUCUUCGGGUCUCGGUCUGGUUUGAUCUGGUCCCUUCUGGUUCUGGCUGCUUGUUCCGGAACUUUUCUGCCUCGGUGUGAAGCCUCGGUUUCGGGUUAACAGUUAGCAUCUGUGUGUUGGAGCAGUUUUAGCUUCUGUUACCUUCAUCACGCGGAAAAUUCCCACAUCAGAGUCUCUGUUUCACACCGGCCCCACCUCCCCCUGCUACCGCUCCGGACCGGACCCAGAGCCCGGUCCACCCAGAAGCUGCUCAGCUGGUUCGGUUCAGUUAGCAGGGCAGCUAAGCUAACAAGCUAACCUGCGUUAGCAGCUAGCACUGAGCCCGGGCUGCCUCCGUGCUCCUCAUGCCGGCGAUGCUGGAGAGAAACCCGGAGGCUCCGGGGAAGAGAAGAGGCAGAGCCCCGGCGGGCGGCGGCGGCAGCAGCGGCCCCGGAGCAGCAGCGAACCCGGGCGGGAAGAAUCUGUCCGGUAAUGGAACCAGCACCAACAGCUGCUGGGAAGAAGGAAGUUCAGGAUCUAGCAGCGACGAGGAGCAUGGUGGUGGAGGGAUGCGAGUCGGACCCCAGUACCAGGCCGUUGUUCCGGAUUUUGACCCAGAAGUGGCUCAGGCAGCUCAGCUCAGAGAAAACCUCGGGAUGUUGGUUUGGAUCCCCAGCAACUGUUUGAACCAGACUCAGUUGGACGAGUACAUCGCCAUCGCCAAAGAGAAACAUGGAUACAACAUGGAGCAGGCUCUGGGGAUGCUCUUCUGGCACAAACACAACAUUGAGAAAUCUCUGGCUGAUCUGCCGAACUUCACCCCAUUUCCUGACGAGUGGACGGUGGAGGACAGAGUCCUGUUUGAACAGGCCUUCAGCUUCCACGGCAAGAGCUUCCACCGCAUCCAGCAGAUGUUGCCUGAUAAAUCGAUGGCCAGUCUGGUUCGGUUUUAUUACUCUUGGAAGAAAAGUCGUAGUAAAACCAGUUUGAUGGACCGACAGACCCGAAAACACAAGAGAGAGAGAGAUGACAGUGACGAUGAAGUUGAAGAUGGGAACAGAAAUCCUCCGAGUGACUCUGAGUUCGACCAAAAUAAAGACGACAAGAAAGAGGUGAGUCCAGGAUCAGAGAGAUCAGAGGUGAAACCAGCUGCUGGACUGAAGACAGGUGGGAAGGCGUCACAGCGAAUGAAGAAACGUCCUCCGAGAGGAAUGUUUCUGAAUCAGCAGGACGUCGUCUCUCUGUCGUCUUCAUCUGCUCAGGGACUCAUCAGACACCUGGACUGUCAGCUGGUCUCCAUCAAGAGACAGAUUCAGACCAUUAAACAGACGAACAGCACUUUGAAGGAGAAGCUCAGCUCAGGUGUUGACGAGUUCAGGCAACCUGAGGUGAAUCAGAAAUUUAACACUCGUUGGACCACAGAGGAGCAGCUGCUUGCUGUACAAGCCAUCAGGAAGUAUGGGCGGGACUUCCAGGCAAUCUCAGAUGUGAUUGGUAACAAGUCUGUGGUUCAGGUGAAGAACUUCCUGGUGAACUACAGACGGAGGUUUAACCUGGACGAGGUUCUUCAGGAGUGGGAGGCUGAACACGGCAUGGAGGGAGGAGAGGGGGGAGACGAAGGAGGAGAGGAGGACAAGAUGGAGGAGAAGAUGGAGGUGUGUCCUGCUGAGGAGGAGGAGGUUACAGCCAAGGAGACAAAGGAGAACUCGUCCUCUCCAGUCGACUCCCAGAAGCCUCUGGCCUCCUGAGACCCUCUGACUCCGCCUCUUUGGUUUUAUGAUGUCAUCAUUUUAUUUUAUUUUAUUUCCUCAGUUUAUCAGUUAGUGUGUUGAACUUUUAUUGAUCAGUUGAUUGAUCAGGUUUGAGGUUUGUAUCAUGACCUGUCACCUGUCGUCACUGCUCUCUCUGGACCAAUCAGAAAUCAGGCCUGACCUGUCAAUCACAGUGGGAGGGGCCUGGUUCCUGUCUCUUUAUUUCCAUGUUUUCUGUUUUAAAUCUGCUGUUUUUGGUUUUCUGAGUUUUUGUUUCUCUGUGUGGAGGUGUGUGUGUUGGAGGUAGAGGUGUUGAACUGAAUCAGCCAUGUUGGAUGAUGUCACUCAGGUAUCGUCAUCCUGUUUUAUGGAUUUUAGGACAUUUUAGGAGAGUGACAAUAAAACCAAAGUUCAUCAAUAAA